Molecule: messenger RNA, 1690 nt
Organism: Cuscuta campestris
Lineage: Eukaryota; Viridiplantae; Streptophyta; Magnoliopsida; Solanales; Convolvulaceae
Source: the annotation of a GenBank genome assembly
AGGAGACCAACGAGAAGUCCAUAUCAAUGUUGAAAAGGGAAAUGCUGCUGUGAAUGAAACGGUUGCUUGUGCCCCCAAUAACAACGCUGCAGAGGAUGCUGGAUUUAAGGACAAUUUUAAGACCCCUACACGGAUUUGUGAGUGUCUUAGCAUGCACAUUGGUAUACGUAGGCUUUGAAGAAUGAGCCGCCAGAGAAUUUGUUUUACCCGUUGGAUUUCAAUGUUUUUAGAGCUGAGCAUACCAGCCCAUCAAUGGAUGUACCCUCGAAUGAGUUGCAUGACUUGAUAAAAGCAGACGAGAUAGAGGUGAAGUCUUCAGAUGAUGAUGAGGAUGUGAACAAAGUUGGCAAUGAUGAUGAGAAAUGUACGCAGAUGGUGGUUUACGCCCCAAUGAACGAUGAUGCUGCACCUAUGGAUGAAGGUGAAGCGGCAAACAGGCCAAGGAGAUAAUCUAAAGCUCCAAAAAGAUUCACUCCCGGAGAAGAUGCACUUGGAAGGGGGAAUAAACGGCCGAAGAGAGACACGUGUAGGUACAGGGCGGACAGAAUGGAAGAAGAAUUGUUUAAAGGACCAUUCAGUGAGGAUCCUGAGGCAAUGCCACCAAAAGAAGCAUUGAAGAGAGUGGAUGAUGUUUUGUUUGAUGGGCUGUUGAAGAAUCAUAUAAAAGAGCGUGGUAGGAAGUAUUAUUCUGGGAAGGAUCAGAUGGAUCCAAUGGAGUUUAAGUCACUAUAUGGGUUGGAGGCGACGUUGAGUAAGAGUUGGUAUUACAAGCUUUUUUUUUCAUGGGCAUGGCUAGAUGAUGAGCAUAUGCAGGUGGUAUUCUACUACUUGAGGAUGAAGGGGAUCGAGUUUGGGUUUCAACAGAAGUAUACCACAACGGACCCGUCCUUUCUUACGCUGUUGAACUCGUUGUAUCAGAGGUACCUUAAACAGGAGUUAACAAUUAAAGAUGCAGCGAGGAAUAGCAACAUGAUGGGUACUAUAGUUGGUGGGAAGCUAGAAUUUGGACGUCCAUGGGUAGAAACAGACUUUGUUUACAUGCCGUUAGGCACGGAAGCACAUUGGACAUUGUUGGUCCUCAGUAUUAGAGAGAAAAUGAUACGAGUUUAUGACUCAAACGUUAGGAGGGGUCAAUCUUUGAAACAUAUCCACACCCACCUUCCGUGCCUUCAAACGUUCCUACCAAAGAUAAUGGACCGACUUGGAGUUUAUGGAGAUAAGAAAGAAGAAGACUUGGGCAACAUAGCAUUGCGUGUGGAGGGGGUUCCAAACUGUCCUCAACAAGUGGAUGGGUCAAGCUGUGGAAUAUUCGUACUAAAAUUCGCAGAAUACCUGAUGAUGGGCAAGGAUGUGGGGGGCAUUAAUGCUGUUAAAAUCAAUGAUUACAGGAAGAAAAUGACGGUGGAACUAAUGAAUUACGCAGCAUUGGCAGGUGUUAAGAAAUGAAUUGUUUUGAUUUAUUUCUUGCUUACUAGACGAGAGUAAUUGGUAUUGUUUAUUACGGAUGCACGGGACGAAAAUACCCUCCCGGCUUCGCGUGAGGUUCACUGCAUUUUUCAACUAGUCUGCGGUGCACGUGACAAAAAUACCCUCCCGGCUUCGCUUGAGGUUCACUGCAUUUUUCGACUCGUGUGUUGGCCCUUUGUCUUUUGCAUCUGCAACGACAUCGGCAGCAAUAGUGCAUUGGGUG